Abrus precatorius (Indian licorice) is the source of this 2063-nucleotide messenger RNA. Its product is annotated as cytochrome P450 83B1-like. NCBI's taxonomy places the organism in Eukaryota, Viridiplantae, Streptophyta, Magnoliopsida, Fabales, Fabaceae. The record is from RefSeq and is a predicted model, not a curated record. The transcript is spliced from 3 exons. Gene Ontology annotation, molecular function: iron ion binding; heme binding; monooxygenase activity. The coding region runs from base 15 to 1544 and encodes 509 amino acids.
UAAAUGCAAGCACCAUGGAAACCCUUGUUCUUCUUUCGUUCCUAUCUAUCUUAAUUUUCUUCAUUGUUAUCCACAAACAGAGAAAAAACAGAGCAAAACUUCCACCAGGUCCUCCACAUCUUCCUCUAAUCGGUAACCUACACCAGUUCGAUAAUUCAACCGCACAUAGCUUUCUAUGGCAACUCUCGAAACUCUAUGGCCCAAUCAUAGCCUUGCGCCUUGGAUCCAAACCCACCGUCGUGGUUUCCUCAGCGAAAUUGGCCCGAGAAGUGUUGAAAACCCACGACCUCAAGUUUGCAAGCAGGCCACCAUUGGUGGCCCUAAGAAAGUUAUCUUACAAUGGACUGGACUUGGGCUUUGCACCGUACGGCCCAUACUUCAGAGAAAUGAAGAAACUCUGUGUCCAACACCUCUUCAGUUCUCACCGUGUCCAGUCAUUUCGCUCCAUUAGGGAACACGAGGUUGCCCAGAUGAUUCGGAAAAUUUCCCAACACGAAGCCUCGGGCACCGUUGUGAACCUGACCGAAACUUUGAUGUCUUUCACGAAUUCGUUGAUCUGUAGGAUUGCGUUCGGGAAAAAGUAUGGUUAUGAGUACGAGGAAGUUGAGGUAGGUAGCAAGAGGAGCAAAUUGCAAGGACUACUGAACGAGGCUCAAGCGUUGCUCACUGAGUUUUAUUUUUCGGAUUAUAUUCCAUUGUUGGGGUGGGUUGAUAGAUUCAGAGGAAUUUUAUGGCGGCUUGAUAAAAUCUUCAAGGAGUUAGACGCGUUCUAUGAUCGAGUCAUUGGGGACCACAUGGGUUCUGGUAGGGUGAAUAGUAAAAACAGUGAGCAUGAUGUGGAAGACAUAGUUGAUAUUCUUCUCCAGCUUCUCAAUGAUCGUUCUUUCUCGCUUCAUCUCACUCUCGAUCAUAUAAAAGCCGUGCUUAUGAACAUCUUUAUAGCUGGGACAGACCCGAGUUCGGCGACAAUAGUUUGGGCUAUGACUGCACUGUUGAGGAAUCCGAAAGCAAUGAAAAAGGUUAAAGAAGAAGUGAGAAAUGUUUUGGGAGACAAAGAUUUUAUAAACGAAGACGACAUCGAAAGGCUUUCAUAUCUUAAAGCAGUGGUGAAGGAGACAUUGAGACUGUUCCCGCCAUCACCAUUGCUUUUGCCAAGAGAAACAAUGGAAAGGUGCAAAAUAGGAGGGUACGAAAUAGAACCCAAAACUCUUGUGUAUGUUAAUGCGUGGGGCAUAGCAAGGGACCCUGAGAACUGGGAAAAUCCGCAAGAGUUUUGCCCUGAAAGGUUCCUUGGGAGUUGUGUGGAGUUGAAGGGUAAUGAGUUUGAGUUAAUUCCGUUUGGUUAUGGACGGAGAAUGUGUCCUGGGAAGCACAUGGCUCUUGUCAACGUUGAACUUUCAGUGGCUAAUCUUAUCCACACGUUUGAUUGGGAAUUGCCUCAAGGGAUUCUGAUGGAUGAGAUGUUAGACACGGAAGUGAAACCAGGAAUCACCAUGCACAAGAAACGAGACCUUUUCCUUGUGCCCAAGAAAUCAACCAUCUAGCACGUGUUCUAUUGUUUUGGUAAAUGUUGUUGAAUAUGGAAAAUCAAGCAAGUAGCAUUUGCAUGGAAUUUGGCAGCGGGAAUUAAGAGAUUGAUCGUGAGCAGCAGUUAGUUACUUUCGCGGGCACUAUCGUUUGUCGUAUAUUUAGUGAUACUGGAGCUCGGGAGAGUGAGGGUACCAUUAUAGCUGGAGAAGCUAGUUUAACUAUGCCAUUACCUGUUCAAGAAUUAUGAGAAAUCUUAUGUCUCACCCAUGUUACAACUUAUAAGUUCCUUAGAUGCUUGAAUGGCUUAAAAAGUAGUUGUUGGGAAUUUUUAUGUAAUUUCUAUCAGCUCUUAACUUGGUUUAGUAUUUCUUUUUUAAGCAUCUGUACUUAUUAUGUAAGUUUUGUGUUUAGAAGAAAAUACGGUUAGUUAUAUGAUUAAGUUUAUGUCAACUUCAGGAAAUCAGAACUACCCUUGUACAUUAUGAAAAGCAUAUUUAUAUAAAUGUAAUAAAAUAUUGUAUGUAAUUGUCUGU